UACUAAUUAGUGGCAAUUAGCGCACAGGUGUGUUGGCAGGAAGCCUACCUACAAAGAUACCGCUGCUGUUCCCUCUGCCCCAGUGUGUUGGUGCGCAGAGAGAAACUCUUAUCUGACAUGCAUUUGAAACGAACAGGAUACUGCUUCGGUGUCCUCAUUUACACCAUCACGACCAUAACCUUCCCCUCAGUGGGCCGGUGUGAGCCCUCCGUUCAUUCCUCCCACCCGACCGCUCACCCGUCUCUGCACAAUGACGGGAGCAGCGUUGUGACGACAGAAGGCCUCCCUCACCCCUCUGAGCGAGAGGGCAGAGAGCGGCUACAGCUCGACUCGAGGCGGGGAGAAGAGUCGAGACGUCUCCCGUACUUUCACAACUUGGAAAACGGGGACCGGACACGGUCCGACACCUCCGGACUGACGCCCAAACUCACAAUGGCGUCUACGUCCGCUGACAAAAGCUUCAAAAACCGUAACAAACCGAAGCGAAGCGACGCCCCAAAUGAAUAUUGUGGCAAAGGGAAAAUUGAGCAUGUUGUUCCCGGCGCGUUUUAUAUUACUGGUCAACUGGAAACGAGCCUUCAUGUGGGCGACCAGGCAGACUCUGCUGCUUCAGUCCAAGCUCAGGGAGGCCGGGAGAGGGUCAGAGGUCAGCGGCUCAACGGCUCAGAGGAGAGCUGGCACAGGCUGCACCCCGUGGUGCAGUGCGGAGACGACGCCAUGACCCUCACUGUCAGGAGGAGACGAGCUGUCCAGCUACAGCUGGACCGAGUGAACGAGUCCUCCGUGCCGCUGUCCCAGCUGCCACCUCAGUGUGGCUUCUCUGUUCAGACCACAUUGAGAGACCUCAGUCUGAUGGCUCAGUAUGAUGCCUGCCAUGUCACACAGGAGGUUGACGGCUAUGCGUUGCCUCUGCUGUGGAGGGGGACGCCAGUCAAGAUGUCCUGCCCAGCCCCUCAGAUCCAGCUUCAGGCCGGGGGCCCUUCCUCCCUCUGCUGCUCCCCGCUCGGUAUGACCGUCAAAGUGCAGGGACUCCAUGCUACAGAGGAGCUGAGGGUAAAUGUCCGAGGGAAAUGGACCCGUCUGGUGGAGUUAGCUGAGCUGUGUGGCUACACACUGGACAGACGAGAUGCAGAGAUUAUAAUCGCUGCUCCGUUCAUUACCUGUGGCGUCGCAGUAAAGGAUGGAAACCACACACUUUCUCUUCAGAUAGGAGAGCAGACAUUCACGCUGACCUGUCCUGUCUCUCCCCCUGAAGAACUCCCCCUGACCCAUCAGCCUGUGGUCAACAGCCCUCAUCAUCUAACCAGAGGGCCAGCAGAGCACAUGCCAGAAUCCCUGGAGCCACUUCCAUGGGCUCCACCGUUCUACCUGGCCCCACCUUACUAUCCCCACCCUACGUAUCGCCACAAGUAUCCUAGUCCUGAGAGACGCACUGCAGUUAACCCUCCUUCUCCCUCAUCUCUGACUCCUGACCCUACAUUCGGUCCUCAGCCUCUCCCUGCCAUUGAUUCCCAGCCAGACUAUCGGAACCACUACUCUCACCUGAUUCCUGUCAGGGAGUCUUAUAAACAUUUUGGUGUCCACAGUUCUCUGUCAUCUGCAGAUGAUACGGAUGAUUCAGGUCGGGCGUAUCCAGAACUGCCUCUCCAGCCCUCCAGCCAUGCCUUCAAUCCAUACUAUCACUACUACCAUCACCCUAAAAUCCCUCUUCCUGGCCCACCUCAAGACCCUGAUCCAGGUCCUGAGGUUCCCAGAGAACUGUCUUUAACUAAUCCUAAUAACCCUGAAAAUCCGGUGUUUCCCACCAACCUGCAGCAGUCCGAGGCUCUCCGCAGAAUUAACUCGCACCAGUUCCUUCAGCCCGAGCCUAAGGCUGCCUCUCCUCCUUACACCCUUCCAACUAGUCCUCCCAAAGCCUCUGCACUGUAUACACCUCACCUGCCACAGCCCUAUCCGUACCACUCCUAUUACUUUCCACAUAUUGCAUGGGGCGAGGCCGAAAGAUUGGCUCCUCUCAAUCCCGACACAGCUGCAGAAACCAAUUUGUCUGAUAAUCCAAAUUCAAAACCCAGCACCGUCGUUCAUGACGGAUUCAACUUAAAUACUGAUGGUGAUUCUCAAAACCUUCAAAAAAGCAGGCCAGAAGUAAAAGCAGAGCUGGAUGACAGAAAGAGACUCUCUGCCCCCGUGACCCCAGCAGUCCAACCUUUCCUCCCCCCCACUCCCCCUCCUGGACCCGACGCUGCUGCAGCUCCUCGUCCUGAACAACCCUCCUUCCCCACUCCAUCACCCUACCAUAAUCCUCCUCCUUACCCAUUCUACUACCACCCUUAUUAUCGCUACUAUCAGAUGUAUUAUGGACCUGAGAGUUUACUCGGCAUUGACCAUCGCGGGUCUCCGACUUCCUCCAAAGAAGCUUUAGAUUUAGAGCAUCUGCCUCCAGCGUCUUCCUCCCCGCCUCAGCAUCCCUCCUAUCCAUAUCCUCAAACCUCUACUCCACCUACAGAAUCGGCGUAUGAUGCUCACAAUGACCCCCUACAUCCUUACUAUUAUUAUUAUUAUUCCCCUCAUAACACCCGGGAACAUCAAUAUGAUGCUGUUGGACGUCCUGGUGGCGAAAAAGCAGAAGAGAGGCUGGAUAAUGAAAUGAAAGAUCAGCUCAAGGCCGAGCCGUUCUCUGCCUCACCCCGGGGCCUUGGCCCUGUGUCAGAUUUCGACUGCCGCGUCUCUCUGGGCUGCUGCUCGUACCCUGUGAAGGACUGUACAAUGGGACAGCAUUUCAUCUUUGCGCUGCCGGACUCUGUGGUGGAGCCCACAGUGGCCCCCCCUGCUCAUCCCUCUGAGCUCAGCCAUGUGUCCUGCACACCGCAGAAGCUGACCUCUGACCGGGACAUCUACACCGUCCCCCUGGACGGCUGUGGAGUAAGCAAACACGCGUUUGGUCAGACAGUGGUUCAUCUGUUGGAAGUCCAUGGUAUCCACUCUUUUCAACGAGACCACAGCUCUGAGCUCGAGAACUCUCCUGUCAGGCUGAUGGUGGAAUGUAGCUCCUCCCCGGGUUCUCCAGGUGAAGUGAAGCUCCAUGUGAUGGGUCAACCUCCUCCACCUCCUGUUCACUCUACACCAGCCACUGUCGCUGUGCUACUGAGAAUUGCCACAGACGAGUCCUUCACCAGCUUCCACCCCGAGGCUCACCUGCCUCUCAGCCUCCUGCGAGGCAGACCAGUCUAUAUGGAGGUGAGCCUGCUGGACCCCCCCGAGCCCGGCCUGGUGCUGCUGGUUCACUCCUGCCUGGCUUACUCUCAAGCUCCAUACGCCAGCUGGAUGCUGGUCUAUGAUGGCUGUCCCAGCCGAGGUGAUUCAGAGCCGCUUCCUUCGCCACGCCCUGACCCCCACCACAUCCGGAGGUUCACUAUCUCUGGCUUCCUGUCUCUGCACUCAGAAAGUCCCCCAUACAUGGCUGAAGGAGGAUACUCUCACCUGGAGGACCCAGAGAUCUACUUCUUGUGCUCGACAGAAGUGUGCUCUGCUGCAGAUGGUGACUGCACUGUACGCUGCAUCAGCAACUUGUGGGUUCCAGACUUGGAAAGUCUAACUCAACAAAGAACUAUUGUCCCUCCAACAAUAAGUCUGUGAUCCACUGAGAAUCUACACUAAAGCUGCACAGAUGGAUUCCUGUUGAAUGUCCCAACAGUGACGCGUGAGCAAUGAAAUAAACACUCUUACAC
Messenger RNA from Anarrhichthys ocellatus (wolf-eel), 3728 nucleotides. RefSeq lists its product as uncharacterized. The record is from RefSeq and is a predicted model, not a curated record. Gene Ontology annotation, cellular component: egg coat. Gene Ontology annotation, molecular function: structural constituent of egg coat; acrosin binding. Bases 118 to 3636 code for a protein of 1172 amino acids. The transcript has 15 exons. Gene Ontology annotation, biological process: prevention of polyspermy; binding of sperm to zona pellucida. Lineage: Eukaryota; Metazoa; Chordata; Actinopteri; Perciformes; Anarhichadidae.